UGGCGGACAAUGUAAGUGCGUCAACCAUCUUCGUCGACAAAACAAAAGUUACGCUGCGAAAAAUCCGUGCGAGUCGCCGUGAAAGCCGCCCAAGAGCGCCGUGAAAAGGCGGAAAAGAGUGCGAGACGCGCGCCUGGGAUUCUGCGAGCCCGCGUGAAGUGCCGUGUGUGCAGUGAUCGGAGCAGCGCCCCACAAUCAUUUGGAUUAGCGGAAGAGUGAAGUGGAGAGCGAGAGAGAGAGAGAGCCGUAAAUGAGUGGCACAUCGCCAUAAGUAUCGAAGAGUGCGCGGGCUGGAAAGAACAGAAAGAAGGGCAAUUAAGUGUUGGACAGCAAUGUAGAUUAGGAGGAGAGGAAAAGCGAGUGUGUUCAAUGGGAAGCGAGUGUUGAUGGUGCAGAAACAGAAUGGUCGGUGUGCCUGACGACAAUUUGAGUGUCCAAGUGAAAAAAUGCAGUCAACAGACUCAUCGCCAUCGUCCGGAGACUGUUCCCGCUACAUAUUGCAGGUGUACGUGGGAGCUCUUUCCCUCCACUAUGAGGCACUGAGUGUGGAAGCGUCUAAACAAACAACCGCCGAAGAAAUUGUUUCAUGUAUUGUUGAACGCUUAGGGCUACCGGGAAGCAAUUAUGAACUUGCCGAGGUGGCUGACGAGAGCAAAGAGAGGCGAUUGUCGCCAGAGGAAAAGCCCGUGUCAGUUAUGCUUCUGUGGCCAAUGCAUUCAGAGAAGGAUUUUCAUAGGUUUUAUCUACGCGAAUCCCAAAAUGAUAUUCCCUGGCUAGACAAUUUUGGUCUGGAUCCGCACAUCUUGCGGGAUUUCAUACCAUUUCUGCUGCAGCCAGAAAAUCGGGAAUAUCCAGACUUGUGCCAAUUGCCAGACUUGAAUGAGUCAACAUUGUUGGAGAAUUUAAGACAACGCUUCGAUGCUGGUCAUAUUUAUACUUACGUAGGGAGUAUUUUAAUAGCUGUGAAUCCAUUCAAAUUUCAUCCAAUCUACAAUCCCAAGUAUGUAAGGCUGUAUCAAAAUCAAAAAGUCGGACCCAUUCUUCCGCCGCACAUCUUUGCAAUUGCCGACAAUGCAUAUUAUUGUAUGCUGAAGGAGAAAAGAAAUCAGUGUGUCGUGAUAAGUGGCGAGAGUGGCUCGGGAAAGACAGAGAGCACGAAUUUCCUUCUGCAUCAUCUCACGGCGCUGUCACAGAAGGGAUCACACGGAUCUGGUGUGGAGCAGACAAUUCUCAGUGCUGGUCCUGUUCUUGAGGCAUUUGGCAAUGCUAAAACGGCGCACAAUAAUAACUCGAGUCGCUUCGGGAAGUUCAUUCAGGUGAAUUAUCGCGAAAAUGGUCUUGUUCAGGGUGCUGUUGUGCAGAAGUAUUUGCUGGAGAAGAGUCGAAUUGUCUCACAGGGUCCGUACGAGAGGAACUACCACGUCUUCUACUAUCUGCUGUCGGGCGCCACGGAACAGGAGCGUGAGGCUCUGCACUUGCUGCCGGCGGACAAGUAUAACUACUUGAAUGCAAAGAAUCUGAUCCUGGAGAACUGCGAUGAGAAGUAUGAGUUCUCGCGACUGAAGCAGAGCAUGGAGAUGGUUGGAUUCUCGGCGGAGAAGCAGCGACGGUUGUUCAAUGUAUUGUCAGCAGUUCUGCUACUUGGCAAUGUUGAGUUCUUCCCGAAGAAGUCCACCUAUCACCAUGAUGAGAGUGUUCAAGUGCGCAAUUCUGAUGUUGUGUCGAUCAUCUCGGAAUUGCUGAGGGUGAAGCACGACACACUGUUGGCAGCAUUGACAUCGAAACGCGUGAAGGCGAGCGGUGAGACGCUGAUUAUGCAAUACAAACUACCUGAAGCAAUUGCAGCGAGAGAUGCAUUGGCCAAGUGUCUGUAUGGGGCGUUGUUCGAUUGGAUUGUUCUGCAAGUGAAUCAUGCACUGCUGAAUAAGGAUCCAACGGGACCACCGCACACAGGUCACUCAAUUGGCGUGCUGGAUAUAUUUGGCUUUGAGGACUUUGGGGCACAGAACUCCUUUGAGCAGCUGUGCAUCAAUUAUGCCAAUGAACACCUCCAGUAUUACUUCAAUCUCCAUGUGUUCAAGUAUGAGCAGAAUGAAUACAAGCGCGAAGGCAUUAAGUGGCGUGAUAUUGAGUUUAUGGACAAUUCGGGAUGUUUGCAGUUGUUUGAGUCCAAACCAACGGGUCUCCUUUGCAUCCUUGAUGAUCUCUGCAACUUUCCCGGAGCGACAAAUGAGGCUCUUCUGCAGAAAUACAACACCGUUCACAGAGAUAAUCCCUUCUAUGAGAAGCCACAGAAGAAGGAGAAUGCUUUCAUUAUUAAGCACUAUGCGGGAAAAGUGAAGUAUCAGGUGGCGGAAAUGCGUGAGAAGAAUCUCGAUCUCAUGCGUCAAGACAUCGUGAGUGUCCUGAAGAAUUCCAGCAUGGCUUUCGUGCGAGAACUCGUGGGCGCCGAUCCGGUGGCUGUGUUCCGCUGGGCAAUCCUGAGGGCCUUCUUUCGUGGCUAUUUUGCAUUCAGGACGGCUGGCAUUAAGCAUCGUCUGGAGAGAGCUGAUCAGGCAUUCAGCAAAGUGACGGUGAAAACGCGAUAUAGACCACACAACGAUUUACUAAUCAGUCAUCUUGUCACCGUAUCCGCUGUGAAUUUAACAAUUAACAGAAUUGCCAAAAGGGUGAAUAAUACGACGAGUGACUUGACAUCGAUGCAUCAUCACCAGCAAUCGCCGAUUCAGCAGUUCAAUUACAUGAACAAGAGUCCGAGGCGAUCGUGGUCCAGCAUUGCCUUCAAUAACAAGAAUUUUCCAGACGGAAAGCUGGGGUAUGAAAAUAGCCAAAACAGCAAUAACAACAAUAACAACUCUGAUAGCGGUGGAAAUAACAAGCUGUUUGCUAAAGGAUUUUCAAAGUUUGAACGGUCCAGUCAAGAUGUAAUGGCACGUGCUUCCCAAAUUGUUCAGAAGAAUAAAUCAUUCCGCCCUCGCGAGCGUCCAAAGAAGGGUCUGAAGAAUCUGCAGACAGUGAAAACACUCACAGCCGGACAGAAUUUGUCCAAUCAGACGUCCAUCAAGACGAGAAAGCAACCAUUGACGGUUUCAGCGCAGUUCCAAAACUCUCUCACCGCCCUGAUGGACACCUUGAAUCAGGCUAAUCCCUUUUUUAUCCGAUGCAUCAAGUCAAAUCCAUCCAAAAUACCCAACAAGUUUGAUGACAACACUGUGACGAGACAGCUACGAUACACGGGAAUGCUGGAGACGGUGCGAAUCCGUCGCGCGGGCUACAAUGUGAGAUUGACGUACGAGGAGUUCAUUCAGCUGUAUCGAAUCCUGCUGCCAAAGGGUCUCGUGAGCUCGCAGAAGGACGUGCGGGACUUCAUGAACACGAUGGACUUGAAUAAGCAACACUAUCAAUUGGGUGUUACGAAAAUCUACAUGCGUGAAUCUCAGAAGAUGCGACUGGAUGUGAAGCUGCACACAAAGAUCCUUGGCAGUAUUGUGAAGAUUCAACGGUGGUUUCGCAGUAUUUUGCAGAGACGGAAGUUUGUCAAUGUGCGUUCUGCUGUUGUCACGCUGCAAUCCUUCUGGCGAAUGUGUAUGGCUCAGAAGCAAUUGCUGGGAUUACGACAGGAGCGUGCGGCGGCCGUGAUUCAGGCGACAUGGCGAAUGUAUGUGACAAAGAAGUGGUUCACGAAGCUGAAGAAUGGCACGGUGCUGCUGCAAUCGCACAUUCGAGGGAAAUUGGCAAGAGCGAAAUUCAAGAUAAUGUACAAACAGAAGUUGCUGAAAGAGAGAUCGAAAUUGCGACCAACACAGAGUUUGCCAGCCAAUGAGAGGUCGAUCGAUGUGCUGCCGCCGGACGUUGACACGUAUGGUCAGAGAGUGACACUGACAAAGCCGCACAGCAGUCUGGAUACGGAGCUGGAGAAUGCCGCCAAGGUGCGCAAUAUUCAUUCACAAUACUAUCAUCAUGUGAACAGGAGUGAGGAGAAUCUCCUGGACUACUCGUUGCUGACACAGGCGUCCAUGGAGAAGCGUGAUGUACUCAAUAAGGCGGAGAAUCAGUUCAGGAGUCUCAUGAUAUCGUCUGGGAAUAACAAUAAGAGCUUCAGCAAUAGCAAUAGUGAUGAUUAUCAUCAUCCGGACUAUCAGAAUGUCAAAUACUCACAGCAUGACAAGCAGCAGCACUUCCAGCGACAAUCGCAUCAAGAGGAGCCAACCAGUCUCGUCACAAUGAAUGACAUCCGCAAAGCCUACAUGACGUACAUUGAGCCACCGAAGAGCUACGAUCCUCUGAAGGCUCCUGUGCGUCGUGUGGAUUCAGGACCGACGCCAGUGCGUCGCAGUGAGAUGAGGUAUGAAGAGUCACCGAGUAGGAUGCUCGGAGCGGCGAGAAAUGUGGGCAGUUUGGGCAAUAGUAAUGUGGAGAUUGUGUAUGUGGACAGCAAUGUUGAUCCCACGGCGACUUCUUCACUGGACAGUGUCCCACUGAGAAAUCCACCGAGUGUGAACAAUCAGCAACAGCAGCAGCAGCAGCAAUAUUUGUCAUCAUACAAGCCGACACGCCGGGAGAUCAUCUGUCGUAGUUCAGGAGAUGAGAUAAAUUCCAACUACCAAGCAUCAUUGGCACAGCAGCAACAGAGCAAAGUGCAGAGUGUGAACUAUUCAGUGAGUCCAUCGCAUCAGGGUACAUCGAGUCAGAGUGUUUAUGUGCAGCAGCACAAUCAGGAGCAUCCGGAGUUCCUGCAGAAGGCCUUCUAUUCGGCACCCAAAGGUAAAGCAGCAGCUCUGCUGGGCACAAUUACGGAGGACAAAGUGAGAGCGGCGCAUGCGAAAGAAACCAGCGAUUACACUUAUCACAGCAAGACUGGACGUCGUGUGAAGACCAAUUUGAGUGAUGAUGUGAGUGAUGUCAAUCUGCACAGUCACAUUGUUCAUCCGCGUCGCGGUGCAUUGAGUUCUGAAUCGCUGCGAAGGAGGAAUUCUGAUCCGACCACCAACAAAGUGCCACUGUUGGAGGUGAAUCGUGGCAAUGACAUGUAUCAAUCCAGCACGCACAUCAACAUUGCCGGACACAGAUUCCGGAAGGCGGCGCGGAUUGGGAAGGCGGAAAAGUGUGCGAGUUGUGAGAAGAGUGAUGCAUUUGUGAAUGAGGGUCAUCGGUGUUUGGAUUGUAAGGUGCUCGUGCACACGAAGUGCAUACAGAAUGGUGGCGUGAAGACGCUACAAUGUGAGGCGAAGCGAUCGAAGAGGCGAAAGAUGAUGGAGAAGGGCAAUGAGAAGCCAAUGACGCCCAAUUCGAAAUACUCAGGAACGCGAGAGUACACAGAUUCGACAGAUAAGAUCAUCAGUGAUGCCAAAGAGUUGCAAUUGAUGCAGGAUUUCAUCACGCAGAAGAUAUGCAAGAUGGAGAGUGACUGUGGGAAGCCUUCGGAGGUGGAUAGAGUGUUUAAGCAGGCGCUCAGGGAGUUUAAGGACAACCUCGUGGCACACUACAGUGUGGCGCACAAGCAGAACUCCGAUGCGCUUAACAUCAAGUAUCGUGACUUGAUUGCCAAUUUUGAACAGGUGAUGGAAACGUGUUGCGGCCGAAAGGAUGACUUUCCACUCACGAUGGGUGUGAAUGCAUUCAGGGGUUUUAUGAAUGAGUUCAUGAACUCACGCGAGACAGAGAAGCCCAAGACGAAGAGGAAGAAGGACAAGAAGAGGAAGAUUGAGGAGCACACAAGUUACAAUGGUCACACCUUCCAAUUGACAAUCAUCAACAUUCCAACGGCGUGUGAAAUUUGUCAACUUUUCCUGCUGUGGCCCAUUGAGCGUGGAUUGGUGUGCCAAAACUGCCGGCUGACGUGUCACAAGAAAUGCUAUCAGAAGACGGCGCCAUGCAACAAGAUCUCCGGCUCCUCAGGCAACAUCUCCUCCUCCCAGUCGGCCCUGGUGGGCUCCAAGCUCUUUGGGUGCAGUCUCACAAGUCUGUGCGCCGCCGAGGGUGGCGUGAAGAUACCCGUGCAGAUCGAGCAACUGAUCACGAAGAUUGAGAUGCACGGUCUGUACGCGGAGGGAAUCUACAGGAAGAGUGGUGUGAAUUCGAAGAUCAAGGAGCUGAAGAUGCGAAUGUCAGAGAAUGCACAGUCAACGGAGGUGGAUUAUGAGAGCUACAAUGUGCACGUGCUGACGAAUGUGCUGAAGUCGUUCCUGCGCGAGAUGCCAGAGCCUCUGCUGUCCUUUGAUCGCUAUGAUGACUUCCUGCGGGCCGCGGAGUUGUCAGAGACGAAUGAUCGUGUGCAGACGAUGCUGUCGCUGAUUAAGAAAUUGCCACCGUGUCAUCAUGCGCUGCUGGAGCGAUUGAUCUUCCAUCUGGCAUUGGUGGCGCAGCGUGAGCAGUACAAUAGGAUGUCCGCCAGUUCGCUGGCCAUUGUCUUUGCGCCGUGCGUGCUGCGGACGAAUCGCAUUGUGCCGGCGCAGGAUAGUUUGAAUGACAUUGGCAGACAGACCAAGUGCAUUGAGACACUGAUCACGCAGAAGAUGCACAAUGUGAAGAGCACACUGGCGGACAUUGACACGCUGGACACGGCUGCACACACGGCCACGACGCGACUGAGCACACUAAGGAGCUCCAAGGUGUUCACACCGGAGGAAUUGGCGCCCAGGCAGGGCAAUCUGGAGUCUGAGGCGGAGGAGAUCUUGCUGGAGGGACACAUUCAGGAGAUCAAGAAGGAGAAGGCGCUUCUCACGUCAACACUGCCGAGUUUGGCGCGCGCCAGUUCGGAUGAUGAUCUGCUGUCGACUGAUCUGGAUGGCGAGGGUGGAAGUCUGGAUGAUUUGAUAUUGCUGGGCGGCGGUGGCGGCGGCGGCUGCAGCGGUGGUGGCGAGGGCAGAGAUCCGAACAAGGACAGUGUGGAUUCGGCGCUGUACAGUUUGGGUGGUGAAUCGUCAAGGAACACAUUCAACAGUGAUGUGGAGAUGAUGGAAUAUGCGGCGCAGAGUGGUGAGUUUAUGAAUAGUCCGCGGAGUCAGCAGAUCUCAAUGGAGCGCGAGGCGUUCCUGCGGGGCGCCUACAACAGUCCCAAAGUGGCCUCCACGUCCAAGUGGUCGAGCAGUCAGCAGAAUCUCAGCCAUGCGCCGGUGACGGUGAAGCAGAGCAGCUGCGAAUUGCAGCGUCAGAAGCCAAUUGUGAUGCGGAGCAUCUCCACGGGCUACGACACGCCCUCCGUCACCAUUCAGCACCACCAGCCGUGCUCCAGCGGUGCUGGGGCGCCCGAGGCUGCGUCCGGGGGCGCCAAGGAGCACAAGGGUGUGGGAGCGAAGGGCAGAGGCAAGUCCAAGAGGCAGAACAGUCUCGAUGAUGAGCCCAUCAUGGUGUAGGAUUUGUGAUUUGGCGACGGCGGAAGCAGGGUGUGUGAUCAGUGAUGUGUGUGCGUGCGUGCGUGAAGAGAGAGAGCGAGAGAACGAGAGUUUGUUAGGUGAUAAGAUGGGGAAGAAGAUGUGUGCGAUUCGCUCACUAGCGAGAAAGAAAGGAAGAAAGAAAGAGAGAUUCAACCACCAAAUUUUUUGAGUGAAGUUAGAGAAGAUAGAGAAAAGAGAGAAAAUAGAAUUGAGAUAAAUUUAUUUUUUGAGGAAAUUCCACUUACUGUAACUACAUUAUAUAAAUGUUAAGCAAACUUACAUGUGUGUAUUGAGAGAUAGAAGAGAAAGAGAGAGAAAUCAAUUUGCGAGAGAAUCAUGCACUGAACAUCAAACGUCGAUAUGAGAGAAUAAGGAGAAGAUGUGAAAAGAUGCCUUCAACAUAAGAAUAGAGAAAACAAAAAAAUUAAUGCAGGAAAACCAAUGAAAAAUUUAUUCACUUUUGAGCGCAAGGAAAGAUUGAAGAGAGACGUGAAAAAUGUGCAAAGAAAAGUAUUAAGAGACGGUGACUUUUUAUGGUGUUAUUCACAAUUUAACAUUAUAUUAAAAGAUGUAAGAAAUAUAAGAGAAACAAAAAUAAAAAUUGUAACAACCGUAAAAUGUGUGUCAACGUUGAAAAUAAUAUGUAAAAGAGAAAAAAGAACCCUAUAUAUUUUAAAUGGAACUCCUAAAGAAAGAGAAAGAGAGAUAAAUUGAAAGAUGAAGAUGAGAUACUUUUUAGACACAUUGAGAAAGAUAUUUCGUAUUAAAAAAAAAUGAUCGGAGAAAACAUUGUUAUAAUUGUAUAAAAGAAAAAAAAAACUGAAAAUUUGCGAUGGAAAGUGAAGUUGAGAUGAGAAUUGUAUAAUUGUUCUAAUUGUAAAACCUAUACAAACAAUAUACAUUUAAACAAUUGUAUAUUAAUUCUUCUAAUCAUGUCUUAUCGUAUAAGAAUUUAUUGGUGAGAUUAUGAUGAUUGUGUGAGAGAAGAGCAGAACAUUUGUGUCUCUUUCUGUUAACUGAAGAAGAAGAAGAAGAAGAGGAAAAACCAUCUCUGUAUUUAGAUAAAUAUUUGACGAAUUGUGAAGGUGAAUGUGAAGAUAUUUAGAAGAAGAAGAAAUGUAAUAAAAAUCUACCAAAUUUGAUGAUGAUGAAAAACACAAGCAUUAGAAAGAAAAAACCAUAUUUUAAUAUUGUGUAUUUGAGUGUGACAUUUUAUCAAAAGUCGCACGCGCACGAAGGGGUGAAAAAAAGAGGGUGAAAUUUGAUAAAAUGACACGCUUCACUGUGUAUUUCUCUACAAUAUUUAAAGAAGAAGAUGAUGAUGAAAAAGAAAAGAUAACCUGAAAUGUUCUUGUUAGACUUUAAAAUGGAAUUUACCUUUUUUCUAAAUGUGUACUUCAAUAACAAAAAAAAAGAAAAACCUACAAGAGCAUAGCUGUAAAACACAAGUUAUUUAAAGGAAGAAAAAAAAACCAAGAAAAA
Phlebotomus argentipes is the source of this 8858-nucleotide messenger RNA. RefSeq names its product unconventional myosin-IXa-like. The transcript has 19 exons. Bases 447 to 7355 code for a protein of 2302 amino acids. Gene Ontology annotation, molecular function: ATP binding; microfilament motor activity; protein binding. Gene Ontology annotation, biological process: intracellular signal transduction. NCBI's taxonomy places the organism in Eukaryota, Metazoa, Arthropoda, Insecta, Diptera, Psychodidae. The record is from RefSeq and is a predicted model, not a curated record. Gene Ontology annotation, cellular component: myosin complex.